AGUUUCCUCUCGUUGUUCGCGCGUGCAGCAAAAAUAUUUUGCGUAAUCGCUGCGUGGCUCUCAGUGGACGUACAGUGGAAACGACGAAGAACAGGACUGGAAAUCGGCAUUUUCGCUUCAGAAUUAUCCGGAAAAAAAAUAAUCAUUUUAUGAUAACACCCGCGUCUCUUCUAUCGUGAUUCUGGUGGACUCGAUCGUGGAAUGCGAGGGCAGCGACAUUAUCAUCGAGGGCAUCGUGAAAGCUAAGGACUCGGUUUGAUCAUAGCUAGGAAACGCUAAGGAAUAACUGCUGAUUAAUAGUGAAAAGGCAUAGUCGUACGUGACAAUAUGGAGGAAAGGCGAGUCGCGUGACGCAAGGACGCUGAAAGACGCGUUCUCGUGCUACUGUUUGAGAAAGGAGCUUUGUGGAAUUUCUAAAAGGUGGAUUUUACGAAAGGAUUUUCGGUCGGUUGGGAACUAUGCAACGUACGAGAGACGAACGAGGAUUCGAUAUGCGGCUCAAGGAGGCUGUCGUCUCGAUACCGUUGCAUCCUGGAGGAUUGAACAACAAUCAGUUACGUAGGAGCGACCAGAUCCAGCCGAUUGUCGAGGAGAUCGGAAAUCGUAACGGAACUUCGUCGACGACCGUAGAUACGGUCGCCAGGAGCCAAAUCAACACCGAAUUCGUUGUGGAAGUUGCGCAGGAUUUUCGCGUCGCCGAAGACACGACCACGUGGUCCUCGUUUGCCAUCACCCGCGAAAACGUGCAAACCAAUAGCUCGAACAACGAGACCAGCAACUUGAACAACAACCUGACAAUUCCGAGAAUCUGUAGAAACAGUUCCGUGGAGAGUUUGGCGGACUACGAAGGGCGUAACUCCUCUCACGAAGACUCGUCCCACGAGUUGACACCGUCCGAGUGGUCUGACUGGUCCGAGGAGGGAAAUUUGCCUUCAGGUUGUCGCGGUAUCGUCAACCCUAACUAUCCUGGCUUUCAACACCUGGCGCCUUCUCUUCUAUCGGACACAGAUCUGACAGAGGAUGAACACGAGAGCUGUCCCGAUUAUACAAGGUUGAACGACAUCGACACCAGACCAGCUGAGAACGACAACGAGUACAACAACAACGUUGAAGACAGCAUCAAUCAUUUGUGCGGUCAAAGGAAUGAGAGGAAGAUUUUUUAUGAGAAACCUAAGUUUAAUAUACAGACUGUAACAUCUUUGUACGAGUCGGUGGUGCCGCCAUCGGAGAAAUGUAUAAACUACGUGAAAAGCGUUGAAGACUCUAGAACGGAAGAAAAGAUCCUCACGCCGAAAUCGGAUAUCGUGAACAGCGUGGUUGAGGCGGAGACGCAUUUGACGGUGUUAGAACCGGAGGAGGCGCUUGCUAACACAGUCGCAGAGGACAUUACGGAAUUGUCGGAAGCGGUGUUGGAAAAGAAUCAGGAACGGGAGAUUCCGGUCGAGGUCGAGAUCGUCGAACUGACGACUAGCGUCAAGGAGAUCCUCCAAUUUCCGGAAAUCGAGGAAAUACCAGACUCGGGGAAGACCAGCGAGGUCGGUGAGACAGAGGAUAUCGUGGUGGAGCACAUCGACCUGAUACGCGAGGCAAAGGAGUUGCCUCACCAGGCCCGUUCCAAAAUAGGCAACCGUCAGACGGCCACGUCGAGCGGCUCCGCCGACGACGACUCGGAGAGCAAUACCGACACUGACAGUUAUCCGGAGGAGCAGCCCACCUACACGAAGCUCGAGGAGAUUGAUCUACUCUCGAGCAUCGGCCGUGAUAUCGGGGUCGAUCUCGAGAAGUACGUGCAACCGGUACCAGACGUGGUCGCUAUGGAGGCACUGGAUCCUAUUCACUCGUCCACGCGAUCCUCUGUUCCCACGAGCAAUAUGACGAAAGACGACAUGCAAGAUACGAACAAACUAUUGGACCGUGAUCUUCCGGAAGCAUCGGGCGCGGAUACCAAGAAGAAAGAAAAAAUGGUCAGGAAUCAAGCGAAACGCAGACAACAGCAGCAACAGCAACAGCAACAGUUGCAACAGUUAAGAGCGGCGAAUCCACAGAAACGUCCGGACAAGAGAAGAGCUGAUGCAGACAAUGGACCAGGUGGCUUCGACGUCUACAAUAUCGAGACAGCGAUGCCAAAGAUCGAUCUGGAUGCGAUCGAAUCUCACCUGAGAGCUGCACGCGAAGAGGAACGACGAGAUGACGAUAAAGAGACCGACAAGGAACAGCCAAAGUCGGGAGGAACGACUUUAUUGCUACAGAAGCCCGACGAAACAAAAGAUCUUGAAAGGGAAGAUCUCGUUAUGCGAUUCGAUAGAGUAGUGCGGGGAGAACCGGAUGAAACUUUUCAGCGGCGAAACGAUCGCGAAGAGAUACGAAGGAGAUUGGCAAUGGGUCCAGACGCUGAAGACUUGCGCGCUGAACGCGGAAGAAAACCGAGUCUCCAGUCGCGGCUUCAAAGCGGGAUGAAUCUGCAGAUCUGCUUCAUGAACGAAACACCCUCGGACACGGAGUCUCCGUGUUCAGAGAACGAUAUAUCCCCUGGAUCCACGCCGAGUCCACUGAACUCGAAGCAACAACAAAAACAACAAAUGCCAGUCAGACCUCAAGUGCUAAGCCUUCCACCUUUGAGACUGGAUAGCGGCUUGAAUUCAGCACCGAUCGACGAGGCCGACUUCUUCGCCAGACAGGCCAGAUUGCAAACCGAGGCACGGAUGGCCCUGGCACAAGCCAAAGAAAUGGCGCAUAUGCAGAUGGAGGUGGAGAGGCAAAGGCUAAAACAAAGUCCCAUCACCGAGAUGGUGCGAUCUAGCCUCGAAAAAGUUGGCGUUCAGCUGGGUGAGGAUAGGCGCAGAUUGUCCCGAGUACUUUUAACGGAGCUAAAUGUCGCGCAACUUCAAGUAGUCGCGAACGAUUUGCAUGCAAGAAUCGCUGCCCUGAACGAGGCUCUGGUCGAAGGACUUUUGAGAAGAGACGACUUACACAUGGAACAAGAUUCGAUGCUCGUCGACGUCGAAGAUCUCACUCGAUAUCUCUUCUGCUGCGUUCACAUGCACAGAGGUGCCAAGCAGGAGUCACUGAAGAAAAAGCAGAACGCGAGGGAGCAGCAAACGACGAGCAGAAGUCAUCAGCAAGUAAACGUAGGGCAGAACAAGUCGUCGAUGAAGCCAAAGCUUACGCACCGCGGUCUAGUCUCGUUGGUAAGAAAAUAAUGCCUCGCCACGAGACUGCGUAGUCUCGUUGGCAAUUAAGCGGGAAUUAAGGAAUUACUAUUUAUCUGGUACAUAGAACAACAUCCGGAGAACACGAAUACGUUAGAUUAGAUCUGUUCGAUUCGACGUUCGAGCUCUAGCUCGAGAAUGAUACUGAUCUGGACGAGAUGCGAUAUGAAUUGCGCCGCGUUCGACGGACAACCGAAAUUCCGAUUGCGAUUCCGACGUCGAUGCUCGGAUUCCCUCUUCCAUUUGGAAGAACAACCAGAAAUUGUAUUACGAAGAGAAAGAGAAACGAAUGUUUCGAUGCAACGGUAGAAAAACGAGUAGUUUUCUCUUAUCGCGCGGGAAAAGAAGUUAUAGCAAGCAAAUACAAUCGUUCUCUUCUUCCUUAACGGAGAUUCAAAGAUAUACCGUAGUAUAGUAUCGCAACGAAGAAUCCUCUUUUUCCCUGUUUGAUAAAUGUGUUUUCGACAGGGAAGAGGAGCAUCUUUUUCCAAAGUUUUUACAGCUUUGCCGUUAUCAGCAUAAAAGCUAGAGUAAUAUGUAAAUACGUACACCUCCGUUCGUAAUUAUAUAUACCUAUGUACAUAUUAAUACAUUUACGGAUAAUAAGGUAAAUCCAAAGAAUUAUUAGAAAACUAUUUUUUUCUCAUCCAUGCAUGCCACGCAUGCAUCUUUCAAUCGUUACCUAAACUUUAAUUCAAUCGAUUCCAAUAUUUAUAUUAUUAUUCCUUUUAUCAUUGUUAUCUGUUGUUAUCUGUUGUUAUUUGGUUGUACGCGUUAUUAAUUCCGGUAAUUCCACAAACCGGAUUUAGACUUUGACAAACUUCCCUCAAUUAUCUACUUCUCAAAUCGUCUCAAAUUUGUUCAAUCGGUGAUUCAUCGAGACCAACAUAUCGCUUCUUGACGUUAGCGACCUAUCACACAACUUGGAAAUUAAAAAUUGUUUGUAACUUCGGUUCAUCAGUUUGCACCAUGUCAUAAACGUUACGCACAUGUGUUACGUUUACAUUACGUUUUCUACAUUUAUAUUUACGUAUUUCUGUACGAUAGUUUCGUAAGACCUUGUUAUUUCUAUUCGAUGCUGUUACAACGUGACUAAACUAAAUUUUUGCUCUACGGGCUAUUCUUUCUUUCUUUUUCGUGCCACUAUCCGCGUCGAUAAGCGAUAUGGUAAUUCGUCGUAUAUUGAAAUGUCGAAGAUUUCCAAAUAAUUUUAUAGCUUUCUCGUAUGUUUUAUAACCACGCAAUGUCUUAUUAUGUAACGUUUGAUUCCUUAUUAUUCUUUCACGAAUACACAAUACUGAUCGGUUAAUCAUUUCCUUGACUAAUUGACUAAUUGACUAAUUGAAUUAUCGUGUUUUAUACAAAAUCAUUAGGUAUUCUAAUAUUUAUGAACGGGGAUACAUGUACGUGCAUAUAACAUACAUAGCCAGAAAAAAUAGCAACGAGCAACAAAUUCCCUUAGUUAAUCCACCUAUCUUAUGUUCGAUGCAGACAAACGAUACAUUACACGUAGUUGCAAUCGCAUUCUGUACGGUUCGACAGCUUCGUACAUACAUAUACGUAUGUUUUCAAUGUUUUUUCAAUGUGGUUUCAAUGGUGACUGGAUUCUCAACCGAUGAAUCGCGACUUCUUACAAAAGUACAAAUUGUCUUUUGCAGGACUUCGUCCAGCGUGAUUAUUUUUUUUAGUUUUAUGAAACUUGCUUCUAAAAACAAUUUCGCCACAAUGAUUUUCAGAGUAUUUCAGAUUUAUCGUAAGUACGGGUUCUAUCAUCUAAUUGUAAACAAUGAUAUUUAUUAUCAUUAUUAUCAUUAUUAUCAUUAUUGUCAUUAUUGUCAUUAUUGUCAUUAUUGUCAUUAUUACAUAUAUUAUUAUGGCAUGCUGGAUCCAUAGUCGAUCACGAAUCGUGUUCUGAAUCGAUUCUACUACGGGCAAUCCGUCAAUAUGCCAUUCUCUGUUUUCUAGCUCCUGUCUGUUGCAUAUAGCAUUUGUUCUGUAAGUUAACCGAUUCCCUGGCCUUGCUAUUGUCCGUUCCUAUCUUCUUGCUAGCGUCAUUUAAUCUCGUCGUUUAAUCACUAGUGGCAAUUUGGUAUUUAGGUAGUUGGCUUUUCCUAUUUUCCUUGUAUUUUUGAUACAUAUGUGGGUAAAUUGUCUUUGCGGAAGAGUUUCUCUGGUACUCGUUACUAAUUACAUGGCUUAAUUUGGCUGCUGUUGCCGAGUUAUUAAUUCCAUAUCCACGGUUAUCCAGUUUGCCUUUCUUUAUUUCAGCGAACCAGUUUCUUUUCGGGUCUCGGUGUUUCUCUGUCCCAUUUUUUCGGCAAUUCUUCGAGCAUCUACUUUUAGGUACCCUAUGUUCAUCCAUGUUCGUUAGUUUUGUCCAGUAUUUUAACGUUUCAACCCCCUCCCAACCCCGCCGCCUCUUUUCAACGUUCGAUGCUCCAAGUGCAUUCUUCCAGUUCCUAACCUCAACAUACUAGGUGCAUCCUGAUGCGCUACGAGAUACAGUUGACACACUUUUCAGGAGACUCGAUUGCACUCGUUCCAUUUUCGUAUUAAUUUCAUAUUUCGCGUAGCUUUACUACCGUGUCCCAGCUAUUAUAUUUUGCCGUUACUAAUGGUUUCCAGAUCGUGCCUGCUGCGACUUUUGUCAGAGUUGUAAAAUGUUUUAUCGCCGUAUGAAACGUGGCUAACUUUGACAAUGGUUAACUUAUUCUUAUUACUUAGGUGUAUAGACGUCUACCUCUUCUACAUUUUGGCCUUCGUAUUUCGUUUUCGUUUUUCUGCUUCCUACUUUUUCAUUUGUUCUUCUGAAUACUAAUAUUUUAGUUUUCUCGUCGUUCACUUCGAAACUGUUUUCUCUAGAAUAGUUCCGUAGUGUGUGUUUCCAUUUUUUCUUCGCACAACUUGUGUCCACUAUUGACGAGGUAUUUGUCGAUGUCGGAUAACAUGAGAAUAUUUAUUACAUUGCCCCGUGAAAAAUGUCCUUUUAUGCAAACGUGACGAGGAAACCUCACAUGUACUUAUAUCGUAUAAAGAAUUUGGCACUUUUCAUGAUUUAUAGUAAUUAUUCAUUCUCAUUUGUUUGUAGCAGAUAGUAAAAUUGGAAAUGUAUUAUUCUCCAAUGUGGCGAAAGCAUAAUUCGACGCAUGGAGAAUAAUUCGUUUAAUAUUAAAUAGCAUCGAAUUAUAACAAAGAAUGGUUUUUAAAAAUUUGUUAACGCACGUUUUAUGAAAAUUCUCAUUCCCUCGCUUUUCUAUUAAUAUUUCACUAGCUUAAUCUUACGUAAUUUUAUAAUCAUUUGUAUCCAUGUAUAAAAUUGCCGAGUCGCACAGCGUCAUAAGUACAAAAUCACAAUGAGCGCGACGUUUCAUCGCCCGUUUGCAUCGCAGUUUGAUCGCCCUGGAUCGAAACGGAUGAAAUUGGAUCGUCUAUAUAGCCGGUACAUCCCUCCUUUUCUACUCUGGUUAAAACUUGUGGCCAUGCAUGCACGUGUUUGCCGAAUGUAUCGCCUUUAUAUAUACAUACAUGUAAUAGCGUUUUAAACGAUAGGCAGAUCUCUUCUCUGUGUUAUAAAUAAAGGACACGGGCCAGCUGCGAAGGCUCGAUCGAAUAGGCGAAUAUUUGCUCCUUCGUCGCUAACGUCGUCGCUACACGUACGAUGGAACACUGAUUCUUUGUUCUCCGCAGUCGAGCAUAUUUCUUUCUCUCUCGACGUCUUCCAAUCCCUUAAAUCGACUCAACCGACUGUUUCAUUAACGAAUUGAUAACGUUUUCUGGCGUUUACAGCGGAGAUCGUGAUAGAACGAUGACGAUAAAUGUCUUUGAAACCUGAAACUGAAACUGAAUUCUUGCUGCUCUACAAUCGAUUCACCGAAAUCUUACGGUAGAAAAAUAUCUUUGUUUUAUAAUAUUCAAUCGUUUCAAGAUUCGAAGCGUUGUCUCGUUUGUGCUAUUGACGUAAACACGGAUAGAACAUGGACGAGGGAAUUGGUAGAAAGAAGCGAAAGAAGAAACUUGGAGAAUCGUCAUCCGAUGGUAUUGGAUAUCGUACAACUUUCGGUGAGUUUGUUGUACCUGAGGAAGAUAUUCUUAUUUUUCAGCUGUACCGUUCAUCAAAGAUGCGUAAAAUAGGAGCACGAUCGUAACGCUAAGAACGUUCAGGCGACCGAUUCACAUUCGGUUCAGCUAAACCCGAGAUUCGGUUCUUCUGUAUACGAAAUUAUUGAUAAAGCGUACAUCGUAAAUUUACUUGGUAAGAAAAGACGAAACGCGAAUGAUGUUAGCCGAGCAUUGUUAAUUGUCACACAUGCGAAUAUACAUACGUGUGUAUAUAUGCUCGCAAUGUUUGAGAAAUUUAAGGUCAAAUUUAAGGUGAAAUAAUAAUAUGCCGAAGGAAAAGCAACAGAGAAGCAAGUACGAAUCCUACAAACGAUAUUUUUUUUUUUUUUUUUUCCUUAAAUCGCAAAAAUAUACGGGGUAUGCAUAUGUAUGUACGUAUGUAUAUGUCAUCAUAAAACGUUUAACCUUUGAUUGGUACAUGUAACGUUAAAUCGUUAAAACAUCGACCCAUAAGAGUGUUAGAUCAAGUUAUUUUAUUCUUAAGUAUUUCAUACGGAUUUAUAUCCUGUGUUUCGCGUUGAUAUUCGGGCAUCCUUUAAAAUGGAAUAACUUUUUCAAAAUUGGACCAAACAACUUGAGCUUUUUCACAAGCAAGAAGGAUCGGUUUACCGGAUAACGGGUAAAAAUAAUUUUGAAAAAAAUUUCUAUUGAUCGGAAUCGCGAAGAAUAUAGUCGUCGUAACGGCAACGUUUUACUUACGAUAUUUUUUUUAUUUAUCUGAGCCUGUAGCGGAAGUUACUGUGGCGGAAGUAGAUAAGAAGUAGAUAAGAAGUACGUUUCGUAGAUUCGUGUCACUUAUGCGUACUGAAAAUUUCAUGGAGAUCGAGCUACGAACGGUCAACGAUGGUGAAGAUCACAGUUUUUUCACAACUUUACACCUCCAACUGUAAUAAAUCGAAAGAUUCUUACAUCGUUUCGAUAUCUUUCGCUUGUGUCCCGCCAACCGGCUAAAAAAGUUGAUAACGUUAAAGGGUGCCCAUAUUAACGCAUGCUCGAUAUUAACGUGACUGUCUGUAACCAAAACUGAGAUAACCUUAAAAUUUCUGUCGUCGCUUAUAAACUAAUUCUAUCAGGUGAAAAUUAAGGAUGUUUAAAUUAACAAUAAUUUCUUUCGAUUUUCUUUCAUUCUCUAACGUUUUUGUCAUAAUUUAUACUCGUGUUCGAUAGAUCGAAAUGAAUUUUGAAUCAAAAGCAUGGACAAAUAAAAACUAUAGUAGAGAAUUGAUAUUACGUCAAAAUCGGAACAAGUGGCUCUCAUUUUCUUAUCUUGUAAUUCAUUUGCAAGUCAUAAACGUUAUAUAUAUUUCGUGCGAAAGAAGUGGCUACAAUCAUAUGUACAUACAUAUACGAGUACGUAAUGAUAAUUUUGUAAAAAGAAAAUCUCUGAAAACAUCGAAAAUAGCAUUAACGAUACAAAUAUUUUACCUGUAUCUAAAGGUAAAUUCGUGAGCGUACAUGAGAAAUAGCUGAGUACGUAUCUAUUUACAAGUACAUUAAACGAGGCACUAUCGACGCUUAUCUAAACGUAUUUCAGAGAUUUAACUACCUUUAAUCUCGCGCAAGUCACGACGUAUCUCAAAUAUAAUAAUUUAAAAUCUAUUAUUACUAUUAUUAUUAUGAUUAUUAUUAUUAUUGUUAUUAUUAUUAUUACUAUUAUUAUUAUUAUUAUUAUCAUCAUCAUCAUCAUCAUCAUCAUCAUCACCAUCAUCGUCAUCAUCGUCAUCGUCGUCGUCGUCGUCGUCGUCGUCGUCGUCGUCGUCGUCGUCGUCGUCGUCGUCGUCGUCGUCGUCGUCGUCGUCGUCGUCGUCGUCGUCGUCGUUGUCGUCGUCGUCGUCAUUAUCAUCAUCAUAUUAUUAUUGGUAUUAUUAUAAUUGGUCAUUAUUAGAUUAAAUGUAAUUUAUUACUAUUAAAUAAAAUAUAAAUAUUCCUGGUCAACCUGUCGAUGUUUAACGUCCUCGUGAAUUUUCACCAGACUUUUCUUAAUCGCUUUGUAUGUCGUGACGUUGCAUAGAACGAGGAAAAUGGUAAAAACGGGUGGACGGAAUCCAAUGACCCUGAAAAAGAUGAAAUAGCGUGCAAGCUAUUAAACUCCGUAUCAGGAUAGCACGUUUUUUUAAAUCUUUUCUUUGUAUUCUCCGAUGGUAGUCAACGAAUAGAGUCGAGACAUAACAGUUUGGAGCUCUUGCGAUUAGUCUACCGUAUGUAUGGCUUACUCUAUCUUAUGCAUGAGAGACAAACGCUUUAAAGCGUUUAUCUUUGUUGACACCGUUGUAUGAUCUUUGUGGUGUGGUUGCGAUAUUGGUCCGGCUAUAUGCGUGCGUAAAUAUUUUUCCGGUCGACAGAAGACGAUCGUUUUUAUUGUUAACCCUUAUGUAAAAUGAUAUUUGCCAAAUCGAUUUAUCCAUUGAUGAAAACUUUUGAACUGGCGUAUCCCUAAACUCGAUACCACUAUAUUCGCUACAUUCGACUCUGUUCAUCGAAUGCGAUUAGAAAAUACAGAAACUGUUUAAAAAAUAGCGGUGCUCGGAAACGAAUUUUAUCCUCCUUUUAUUGUUUUUCUCGUUAUAUACACGACACAACGUAUUAAAUAUAAAAAAGAUUGGAAAUAUUUGAAUUUUUAAUUUUGAAAGAAGUGAGAAACCAUGAGAGUAUUAGACAUCGGCAGGUUCGACGUAUUUCCUCGUGACAUAUUUGGACAUGGUGAUAAAGUAAGCAUACGAUAUGGAAAAAAAUAAAAAUUGAAUAAUUAUGUUUGAUAUGGAUCGAUCAAAAACCUCGAUUGCUAGAUUUUUUAAGUGACGAUAAUAUUCAUCACGAAUAAUAUUAUUACACUAAAGGUAUAACAAUUUUUCUCAGGCAAUGGCAAUGUCAAAAGAAUUUUAAAAAAUGCUUCUUUGUCUGUUCAUAGAAAGUACUUACUCGGUAUAUGCAUACAUAUUGCUAGUUGAUCCUUGUUUGCAAAGUCUACGACGUGUCCGUUUGAAGAUAUUUAUUUUAAAAAAGUCAGGUUAAUCGCGACCUCCGAAGGGUCAAAGAAAUCAGAAUUAAAGAAUUUCAAGGGAAAGAUUCAUAUUUUCAGAUUUGUGCACUGUAAUGAACGUAAGUUUGUCGUUGUGUGUUUAAUAACGUGUAUUAAUGAAAAUCCAUACUUACUUCGGUAAUCGUUCAGAAAGCUGCCGCCAUCUUGGAUUUCGAUAAUUUUUUAAUAAAAAAUGAGAAAAUCAACAUUCUGAAUAACAUUUUCCUUUGCAUGUAAACGCCGUUCGAUCUUAGUUUCCGACAAAAAUAUCUGCAAAAAAUUGUCGAUACCACUACGGUGAAUUCUGCCUACGAUUGUAUCAAAUACCUGACUAUAUAAACUAUAUAAACUAUAUGAACAAAAGAUGGGAAUUAGGUUUGGGUUAAACGUUGUUUUGUCCGGCCGCUGUAAGCUCACCGACGCACAAUUAUAGGCAGAAUUCGCUGUAACGGUACCGACAGUUGUUUGCAAACGUCUCAGAAACGUAGGCCUUACACGUAUCGAAAGAUCAUCUAAAUACAAGAUGGCCGCACCUUUCUAAAUAAUUACCUUCACUUCUAUCGGUGUCUGAUUGUUUUCUUUCGUAUCGUAAUACAAUAUCAACGAUUGUGAACGUGGAAUUAAUCGCUUGUAGUUAUGUAUUUUCUUGAAUUAAUUAAGACUAUUCGAUUACUAAAUAUCUAAUUGCGUUUAAGAACAAUGAACCUCAGAUAGAACGGUUCUUGCUUCAGCCUUUGUAAAUUUGUUUAAUUAAGCCGCGAGCGACGAAAGAGAACGAAGAAUGCAUCGCAUAUAUUUUGAAUAUGAAAAACCUAUGAUCGAAUAGGCAAAAGAAAACGAUUAGUUCACGAACGUAAAAGCGUAUUCGAAUAAGAACAAACAACUAACUAUACCGAGUUUGAGACGAGAAAAAGACUCUGUUGUCGACCGCCCGUUAAUAUAACUUUAGACUUUAGCGAAAGCGUAAUCAAAAGUAUGUUCGUAUAAUCGUGCAAGUACUUGGAAACGGGUUAUCCAAGUUUUGCAUAAAACUAUUCACGUACUGAUUUACAUGUAUUCAUACAUUAAGGACUUAAAAAGGUAUCCAGGUACAGUAAGUUUAUUAAAGAGAACACAGAACAUAUGCAUUACCUGUCGAAUUUCGACGUUCUUUCAUAUUUACGCUAGCCUUGCGUGAUUUACUUAACAGAGGUAUGAAAAAUGAUUAUAUAAGCGAACAAGUAAACGACAAAUAAAUGACAGAACGUUUGAUCUCCGAGGAACGACGCGAUGUUAUUCACCCCUUCGAAACUGACAGUGAACUGAGAAUCUAAAAUGAUUUUUCUAAAUUAAAAGAAAUCAUACUUUUCCAAUUUUUCUAAAUUCCUAAUAACUACUUAGAGAGAAAGAGAACAAAAUUUGCUAACUUAAAGCGCCUUUUGCGCCCCUUACAAACAAAAUCUUUUAUUCGGAUUUUGCACCAGCGCAAUCAAAAUGUAAAAAUGCUCUUGCCGAUUGCAUAACAAUCGUUUGUGAAAAAAACGCGGUGACGAUCAAAUUGUCGAUCUCGAGGAAUAAUUAGAGGGUGGUCAACGCGUAUUCACUCUGCAAGAAGAUCCCUUUCGUCGUGAAAGGUCGACAAAGUGAAGCCGAGACAUCAUUUUGCUUUCUUCGCGCAUUGUAAACAAGUAAAGGCCGCUAAUCGGUCGUCUUCUAAUCAAAGAUCAAGUAUCCUUAGAAACUUGAAACAUGAUCAGGAAUGAAAUUUGCGAAAUUCAACGAGAGUUAAUAGAAGCAACUAUGAAGCUAACUGCAUGCAUUUGUUCGAAGAAAUAAUAUUAAAGAAAUUCUCGUUUAAUGUAAAUUAUGGUUAAAAUUAAUUUGCUACGAAUUAAAUAUCCACAAACGAUCUUUUCUAAAUUCAUUAGGAAAUAUUCGAACUGGAAAUGACUCGACGUACACGUAUUAACUGGUCGGCUGUUUGCAUAGGAAACAAAGAUAGAUUACAUCGUAAAACGGUUUAUCUCGAAAUUUUGAUUACAGGUAAAAUAAAGUCAUAAGAUUUAACAUAUACACAUGUAUAUAGAAAAUUGUACACAGUACGCAAAAGAGAUAUAGAAGAAGGUUUUACACAAAGCUCGAUACUCCCUAUUGUAUUAACAAUAAUGACAUUCGAUCAAAUUUAUCACUCAAAGAUUUUUGCACAUCCGUAAUAAUCUACAAACGGUGCUCCAGAUGAGGUAUUUUUAUUUCAACAAGACAAGAAAGGGAAAGAAAAA
This is a messenger RNA of Bombus pascuorum, 12605 nucleotides long. RefSeq lists its product as uncharacterized. Lineage: Eukaryota; Metazoa; Arthropoda; Insecta; Hymenoptera; Apidae. Gene Ontology annotation, cellular component: plasma membrane; cell junction. The coding region runs from base 459 to 3200 and encodes 913 amino acids. The record is from RefSeq and is a predicted model, not a curated record. Gene Ontology annotation, biological process: positive regulation of hippo signaling. The transcript has 13 exons.